Molecule: messenger RNA, 516 nt
Organism: Centruroides sculpturatus (bark scorpion)
Lineage: Eukaryota; Metazoa; Arthropoda; Arachnida; Scorpiones; Buthidae
Product: ribonuclease H-like
Exons: 1
Coding region: 1-516 (171 amino acids)
Biological process (GO): DNA replication, removal of RNA primer
Molecular function (GO): nucleic acid binding; RNA-DNA hybrid ribonuclease activity
Source: RefSeq, a predicted model, not a curated record
AUGUAUGGCGCUUCCUGUUAUGAAAUAAGUAGAUCUUUCGCAGACCUCCCUCAUCCUGCCCUCAGAAGGGGCCUUGGGACUCAUGACUGUGAGACCAGCAUCGAAGUUUUUACCGAUGGCUCCAAGACUGCGCAAGGCACUGCAAGUGCUUUUGUUGUGUAUGUCGGUAGUGAGGAAUCUCAUCAUGACACCCUUCCCCUGCACCCGGAGUGCUCAGUGUUUCAAGCAGAAAUGUUUGCCGUCUUUAAAGCAAUAGAAUUCUGUAAUAAAAUUUUCAACUGCAAUAUUACUAUUUUCACUGACAGCCAGGCCAUGGUUCAAGUCUUGACUAACAAAGAUACCACUCACCCCCUUGCUAGGGACACUUUGUUCUCUGCAGAUCAGUCCAGUAAUAAUUAUCAUAUCAAAUGGAUUAAGGGGCACUGCGGCACUCCAGGUAACGAACGUGCAGACUUCCUUGCACAUGUGGCUACCUCCUUCAGGGACAUCAACCCAGUCUCCAGGUUAGAGGAGUAA